AUGCGUCCCCCGCGCGUUUUUGUUCUUAUACUCUUUAUCGCAGCCUCUCUCCUCCUCUUCUGUCGCGCCAUAUCAUCCUCGCUCCGUACCGCCUACGCCGAUUACCCCGCUGGUAACUUCAGGUCCAGACAAAAGACUGACUCCAAGUCGUCUCAGUCUCGGUCGCAUAAUGAUGAUUCAGAAAAGUCUCCAAAGUCCGUCUGGAAUUCCAUGUACUACAACACCCCAUUCUCAUUAUUUCCACCAAAUGCUGCCAUCAGCUUGACCGACGACAACAGCACUUCCUUUGCCGCCCGUCCCGCCGCUUUUGGUCCCAAGCUCGCUAUGCGAGGUCUAAGUGGUCAGUUAUGGGUGGGCAGUGGUUUCGCAGAGGAUGCUCUUAUACAUGGUACCGGCGAAUUGGGCUGCAGCGACACACCGGGUUGGAAUGAGAGAGCAGAGGCCAUUGCUCUUCACAAGGCCUUGAGGGCUGCUGUCCCUUCUAUUUCAACUUCCAGGUCCAGCACUUCUGUCCGUGCUAAGCGAAGCCGAGUCGUUAUCCCCAACGCUGGCAAUGGUCACACCACCUCCAGCCAUGUCUCUGUCAUGCAUGACCAUUCCGAAAUCGACGGCAAAGUGGCGCUACUAAUGCGAGGCGGUUGCGGUUUUCUCGACAAAGUAAUGUGGGCGCAACGAAGAGGCGCUCUCGCCGUCAUUGUUGGCGAUAACCAGAAAGGCGGCCCUCUUAUUCAGAUGUUUGCGCAUGGUCCUGAAGUCGAUAAUGUCACCAUUCCAUCCGUUUUCACUGCUCGCACGACCGCGCAGCUGCUGUCUGCGCUAACGCAACCAGGGAGCUUCAUCGAAGAUACAUUAGACAACCAAGGCAAUCCUGUUCUUAGAGUUCAGAGAGGUUCCAAAUCCAGGAAGCACAGUAAACAAGGCGUCAAGUCCACGAUUACCGCCUCGACUCACGAUAGACGAUCUGCCGACGACACCCACAGCCAAAUUGAAGAACAAUCUACCAAGCCAAACAACAAAAAGCGAAAGACGGCGCUUAGAUAUUCCAGGAAAACUUUCACCAAGAAAAACAAGGUUGUCAGAGGGUCACCCAAAGAAAUUCGAAGUCCCCUCUUAUCUGAGGAUAAUUACGACGACUGGAGGCAUCCUGGAUCCAGAAGGUUCAAACCUGUAAUUCCAUCCAAGGCUUCCCUUGUUCGCGAUCGCACAAGUGACGAUGAUCCUGAACCUGAUGAGGAAGAAAUUCUGGUUGAAUUCUUGACAGAGGAUGAGGAUAACGUCCUCGACUUUUCCCACGAACGUAGCGAAGAGGGACAUGACGAGCCCGAUGAAGCCGACGAUGACGCACACGAUGGACUUUGGGUCACUAUCACUCCCACGAGUAAUGCUAGCCCGUUUUUCGAUACACUUCUCGUACUGGUCGUUAGCCCGCUAGUCACUCUGAGUUUCGUAUACGCCCUUCUGAUUCUUCGCGCUAGAAUCCGCCGAAGGCGCUGGAGAGCUCCGAAGUCAGUCGUUGAACGUCUACCCGUGCGCACGUUCCAUACAGUCGCUCCCUCGCCACCUUUGACACCGAGAACUCCUUCACCGUCCGCUCCGACACCAACCACUCCUCUACUACAGGAAUCUCCUUCACGACCACGACCUCGGUCGAGGGGCUCAACGGGUACUCCGGAAGAAGAAACGCGAUCUAGUGACGCUAUACCAACACCUUCAAACCCAACCAGGAACAAUGCUCGAUCUGAGCGCGAGAAGGGCUCUGGUGGGUUUUCUGCUGAGUGGAAAAAGUACAUGGGACGUCAAGUCGAAUGUGUGGUGUGUCUUGAGGAAUACGUGGAUGGCGUGAGCCAGGUCAUGAGCCUCCCAUGCGGUCACGAGUUUCACGUAGAGUGCAUAACUCCCUGGUUGACGACUCGCCGACGAACUUGCCCCAUCUGCAAGGGCGACGUAGUUCGAUCUCUCGCUCAUGGCUCAUCAUCUGAGCCGCACUACGAGCCAUAUCGCGACGAUGCAAGUGAUGACGAUGAUGACGAUGACGAUGGAACUAUUGCGGAGGGCUCUGGCUCUCGUUCAGAUGACCGUGAAUCCGAUCUUGAACAGGGUUUGCUUGCCAACGAAAACCGAACUUCACGAUGGAGUCGACACGACGGUUGGCUCAGUAUUUUCUCCAGUGGCAUUGGCAGGGCAAGGUCUCCUUCUCCCGAGGAUCGCAACCGGUGA
This is a messenger RNA of Fusarium proliferatum ET1, 2217 nucleotides long. RefSeq lists its product as uncharacterized. The record is from RefSeq and is a predicted model, not a curated record. Bases 1 to 2217 code for a protein of 738 amino acids. Gene Ontology annotation, molecular function: zinc ion binding. The transcript has 2 exons. NCBI's taxonomy places the organism in Eukaryota, Fungi, Ascomycota, Sordariomycetes, Hypocreales, Nectriaceae.